Messenger RNA from Dichomitus squalens LYAD-421 SS1, 1236 nucleotides. RefSeq lists its product as uncharacterized. The transcript has 5 exons. Bases 1 to 1236 code for a protein of 411 amino acids. Lineage: Eukaryota; Fungi; Basidiomycota; Agaricomycetes; Polyporales; Polyporaceae. The record is from RefSeq and is a predicted model, not a curated record.
AUGCGUUUCGCUAGCAUCGUCCUCCUUCCCUUAGCCCUCGCCAGCUUUGUUGCUGCCGGCCCCGUCGCAGAGAAGCGCGCGUCGUUUACGCUCUCGAACGGCAAGGAAGCCCAGAAGCUCAAUUCCAAGUUCGCGUCGCUGAGCGCGGACUCGAAGUGCUCAGGCGGCGAGGUGGCCUGCAUCCAUGGCGUCUUCGCGAAGUGCGACCAUGGCAUAUUCGUGCAGACGCCGUGCGGUGGGGGCACCCAGUGCUUCGCGCUUCCCCUGGUUAACAGUCCUGGAACCAGCGUCACCUGCACAACCGAGGCUGACGCUGCUGCCCGUAUUCAGCGCACUGGUGCCACGGGCGGUAUCAAGGGACGUGACCUCGAGACCCGUGCGUCGUUCACGCUAUCGAACGGCAAGGAGGCUCAGGCCUUGAACCGCAAGUUCAAGGGGUUGACCAAGAAUUCUUCCUGCAAGUCCGACGAGAACGCGUGUGUUGACGGCGAGUUCGCCCAGUGCGCGAAUGGCAAGUUUGUCCUCACGCCUUGCAACGUUGGCUUGAAGUGCUUCGCCCUUCCUUUGGUCCUCUCUCCUGGAACUAGCCUUGUCUGCGACACCCAGGCUGAUGCUGAGGCCCGUAUUCGCAGCACCGGUGCCGGUGGACUUUUCGGCCGGGAGUUCCAUGAGUUCGACUCUCGCUCUGUACAUGCCCCUGCAGCAUGCAAGGCCAAGAAGCGUGAUGGCCUCUCUGAGCGCUCUGAAGAUGCUCCCCUCGUCCGCCGCAUCGCUCAAACCGACCUUGGCACGCUCGCUCAGGAGUGGCAGAACCUCUGCCUCAAGUCCGGCGGCGAUGUCCACACCAACGAUCCAUGCGUCCAGCUCGCAGGGAUCCGCGGCAUCAAUGUCCUCCUCGCGAACGCGGACCCGUGUGAGCAGCAAGCGGUCGCGGACGCCAUGGUCGACUUCGCCAAGAGCAAGGGCAUCAAGAACAAGUCUGCCCUGGUCGCAUACGCGACAAAGUACGCGACGCACCCGCGCAACGCGCUCAACAUCAACGGCGUCGUGCCCAGCACGCCGUUCUGCCAGCGUGCGCCCAAGAAUGCGGAGCUCAGGGGCCUUUCGCACAGCCAGCUGGACGGUGUCGACCCCGGCUUAUUUGGUGCACCGAACGUCGACAUCUUCCCCUUCGGCCAGCCCGGCUCGUGCCCUUUCGGCAAGAAGCCCGACGUUAAGACGUGCAGCUGCCACUGA